Cotesia glomerata is the source of this 393-nucleotide messenger RNA. RefSeq lists its product as uncharacterized. NCBI's taxonomy places the organism in Eukaryota, Metazoa, Arthropoda, Insecta, Hymenoptera, Braconidae. The record is from RefSeq and is a predicted model, not a curated record. The transcript has a single exon. The coding region runs from base 1 to 393 and encodes 130 amino acids.
AUGCUGUCGUCGACUCCCUCAUCUACGACCUCCCAACAGCACUACCUCAUGUACGAAGAAGAUAACACCACGGCGGACCAGAAGAUUAACGAGGAUAGAAUGAUUCUCAACGCCACUGCGGCUACGGAAAAUCUUAUGGCCAGUAGCGGGAGUGGGAGUGGAAGUGGAAGUGGAAGUGUAAACAGUAGCGUAGCCUCAGGAGGUACUUUUGGUAUGGGGAUUGGCAUGAACAGUGGCGCGACUACUGGCCACGGCGGAAGGCUGCCUGGGUACUGGCAACAUGCGGCUACCUCUGCGGCUGGCUACUGGUCCUCGCUUUUUGACUCUUGGACUAAUAAUUCUAUUGGCUCACAGUCAUUGUCUCUCGCUUGGGACGAUAAUCGUAAUCAGUGA